UUGUAACUUUCUUACAUCGGCAAGGCAAAGUCCAAAGCUUUGUCUAUAAAUAUAAAUUAUUAUGAUUACCCAUUUUUGAUCCAAAUCCAUUCUCUUGAUUUUCUCUCUCAUGCAAAUCUUCUCUCUCUUUCUCUUUCUCUCUCUGCUUCAAGCAUAAAAAAAAAAUCCAUUCAUUACAUAAAAAUCACAAUACAGUAAACAGAGAGAAAGAAAGAGAGAGGAAAAAGAGGGCCUCUCGCCCUCUCUUCGUAUUAUGCCUCCUCUUAGAUCUUAGAUUCUCCCACUUUCCCAUCUGAGUUCGCUCUCUUUGGUAUUGAAAUUCUUUGCUUUUCAUUUUUAGCUACAAAAGAAGAAAAAAUAAUUUAUAUCGUUUCUUUGAUUGGAUCCUUUUGUUUUAACUUUUUUGCUUCGUUUUUAGGAAUACUGGGUUGUGGGUUGAUCCUUGAUUGAUCGUUUAACGGUUCCAUGUUAUUGGAUUCAAUCCAAGGUUGCCCAUUUCUUUGAUAUUCAUAUUAAAUUUCCAAGCUUUUGCUUGAUUUUUGUUCACAAGAAUGGAAAUGGAGCUUGGUAAGCUGUUUAUUGGUGGGAUUUCCUGGGACACAAAUGAGGACCGUUUAAGAGAAUAUUUCCAAACUUUUGGAGAAGUUUUAGAAGCUGUGAUCAUGAAGGAUCGGGCCACAGGUCGUGCCCGUGGUUUCGGUUUUAUUGUUUUUGCUGACCCUGCGGUUGCAGAAAGAGUUGUCAUGCAGAAACACAUGAUAGAUGGUAGAACUGUUGAGGCAAAAAAGGCUGUUCCUAGGGAUGAUCAGAACAUUCAGAACCGAAACAGUAACAACAUUCACGGGUCUCCUGGUCCUACUCGCACAAAGAAGAUAUUUGUAGGAGGUUUAGCAUCCACUGUAACAGAGGGUGACUUUAAGAAGUACUUUGAUCAGUUUGGGACAAUUACAGAUGUCGUAGUUAUGUACGACCACAACACUCAAAGGCCUCGAGGUUUUGGAUUCAUUACUUAUGAUUCAGAGGAAGCAGUGGAUAGAGUGUUGCUCAAAACCUUUCAUGAACUUAAUGGUAAAAUGGUUGAAGUCAAGCGAGCAGUCCCCAAAGAAUUAUCCCCAGGGCCAAAUCGCAGCCCGUUGGGCUCAUAUAACUAUGGUACAAGUAGAGUCAGUAGCUUCCUGAAUGGUUACACUCAGGGAUACAAUCCAAGUUCAGUUGGAGGGUAUGGAGUUAGAAUUGAUGGCAGAUACAGUCCAGUUACUGUUGGGCGGAGUGGAUUUUCCCCAAUUGGUCCUGGUUAUGGGAUGGGACUGAAUUUUGAGCCAAAUUUGAGCCCAGGCUAUGGAGGAAGUGCAAACAUUAGUUCUAACCUUGGCUAUGGUCGUGGGUUGAACCCUCCAUAUGGUGGAAAUCCAAACAGGUAUAGUAGCCCCAUCGCUUAUGGUGGGAGCAAUGGAGGUAAUAGUCCUGUCCUUAAUUCACCAAGUAGGAGUUUGUGGGGAAAUGGGAAUCUUAGUUAUGCCACAAACUCUGCAAACUCCAGUGCUUUGGGCCUUGGAAGUGGGACUUCAGGAGUGGAUUCUUUUGGCAGCAUUGGAGCACUUUGGGGUUCCACUCCUAAUCUUGGACAAGGUGGAGCUGCUGGUUCUGUUUAUAGUAGUGACAAUCUUGGUUAUGGCACUGGAGAAUUAAGUCUUGGGUCAGGAGCUUUAGGGUAUGGAAGAAAUAGUCGCUCUGGUGUCACACCACCUUCUGUUUCAAAUGGUGGUUAUGACGAGGCUUAUGCUGACAUUUAUGCAAGUGGUUCCUUUUAUGGUGAUUCCACUUGGCGAUCUUCACCUUUGGAGCUGGAGGGGUCUGGCCCCUUUGGUUUUGGGCUUGGAACUGCAGCUUCAGAUGUUAUGACUAAAAAUUCUGCUGGUUAUGUUGGUGGUUAUAGUGUUACUAAUAGACAACCAAAUAGAGGAAUUGCUGCCUAGGAUGAUUCUGAUAUGGGUGUCAAAAGGUCAUUGUAGGUGAAUUAUAUCUGGUGUGGUGAAGCAGGUGAUGACUAAAUUUCUUACACUUUCCUCAUUGAGAUAAAUCCGUUUAUAUGAAAAUAUGAUUAGAACUAAUUGGUUUCGCCUGUUUUGAUGAAACUAUAGAGAGCAGUUACAAGGGUUUUCAUGUAAGGUUUGAGCUUGGUUUUUCUUUAUAUAGGUUUUCUUUCUUGGGAUUUGAUUAAGAUGUAAAAUCAGAUUGCCAGGUAUACGAGAAUAUUGUAUCAUCCCUCUCUGGUGACACUGAUACAUAAAAAAUUAGACCUUUUGGUUUAAUUCUUCUUCUCUU
Pistacia vera is the source of this 2325-nucleotide messenger RNA. Its product is annotated as heterogeneous nuclear ribonucleoprotein 1-like. Gene Ontology annotation, molecular function: RNA binding. NCBI's taxonomy places the organism in Eukaryota, Viridiplantae, Streptophyta, Magnoliopsida, Sapindales, Anacardiaceae. The record is from RefSeq and is a predicted model, not a curated record. The transcript is spliced from 4 exons. The coding region runs from base 552 to 1976 and encodes 474 amino acids.